This is a messenger RNA of Pisolithus orientalis, 855 nucleotides long. RefSeq names its product glutathione S-transferase. The coding region runs from base 66 to 758 and encodes 230 amino acids. The record is from RefSeq and is a predicted model, not a curated record. The transcript is spliced from 7 exons. NCBI's taxonomy places the organism in Eukaryota, Fungi, Basidiomycota, Agaricomycetes, Boletales, Pisolithaceae. Gene Ontology annotation, cellular component: cytoplasm.
CAACCCGUAUAUGGUUUGUGGGUGCAUUAUCCUUCAAUCGAUGACGUUGAUCCGACUCGACAACGAUGGACACCGGCAAGUCUUACCACAAACAAGCCACAGGCGCAGCUUUGGAGACAGUCCAGCAACAUGCAACUGAUCAAGAUAUCACGCUGUUUGCUGGGUGCUUCUGUCCGUUCGUACAGCGUGUAUGGGUAGCGCUGGAAUAUCUCGAGAUUCCGUACAAGGUUUACGAAGUCGACCCGUACAAGAAACCCCAGGAGCUACUUGAGCUUUCUUCCAAAGGUCUCGUUCCAGCUCUGAGACUCAAUGGUUAUGUUCCCCCGCGAGCAUUGAACGAAAGUACUGUCAUACUCGAGUACUUGGAAGAUCUGGCGUCCACGUCAACCAAGCGCAGCCUUCUUCCUCCUCUCUCAGAUCCGUAUGCACGCGCUCUUGUCCGGCUCCAAUCGGACCACGCCAACCCGUGCCGACGUCGAAGUUGGCGGAACGGGGUUAUGGAAGGAGGUGUUUAUGACAUUCAUGACUGUCAGGGUUAUUCAGAGGCCACCAACGUCCUCAAGCAUUAUCGUGGGCUCGAACUUCCUCGAGGACCCAAAUUCGACGGUUGGUUGAACAGACUCUUCCAGCAUCCCGCGUUCAAGUGCACGUGCAGCACCGAAGAGCUCUAUCUGGAUAGCUACGAACGUUAUGCAUUCAAUCGGCCGAACACGAGCCAGGUGGCGAAUGCGAUCAACACUGGCAGAGGAUUACCUUGAGCGAGAGAAGAGUGGGAUUGUAUUGCUGGACAUGUAUAAUAGUCAAGUUUGGGUGUCGUUCCGCGACAGAUCCAAUUUCGAGUUGUUUUUCACGGCA